Molecule: messenger RNA, 2024 nt
Organism: Alnus glutinosa
Lineage: Eukaryota; Viridiplantae; Streptophyta; Magnoliopsida; Fagales; Betulaceae
Product: probable carotenoid cleavage dioxygenase 4, chloroplastic
Exons: 1
Coding region: 71-1915 (614 amino acids)
Biological process (GO): carotene catabolic process
Cellular component (GO): chloroplast stroma
Molecular function (GO): carotenoid dioxygenase activity
Source: RefSeq, a predicted model, not a curated record
CUACCCUCCCUCACCGCGUCCUCUCACCAUUUCUGUUCUGUUGUUCUUAACUUCUUUAGGAAACAACAACAUGGAUGCCUUCUCUUCUUCCUUCGUCUCUACUAUGGCCACCAAAAUUCAUUCCUUUACCAUUACCACGCCCAAAGCCAUCCGAGCACCACCACUAUUAUCACCUUAUAAUUCUCCAAUCCUCAACGUAUCCUCCGUUGGGAUUGACGAAAAGGCCCAGAUGCCAAGAGCAAAAACAACUACGCCCACCACUACCACCACAACCACAUCAUCGAAAAGAUCUUCUGCUACACCAGCAGCUACGCCACUGGCCGAGAGAUCUCCGUUGGCAGCAGAGGCAAAGAAACGACCACAAGCAGUGUCAGUACCUUCAGUGAUCUUCAACGCAUUGGACGACAUCAUCAACAACUUCAUAGACCCUCCCCUCCGUCCUUCCGUGGACCCAAGAAGCGUGCUCUCCAACAACUUUGCCCCGGUUCUUGAGGAGCUUCCCCCAACAGAGUGCGAGGUGAUACAAGGAUCCCUACCACCGUGCCUUGAUGGUGCUUACAUUCGCAACGGCCCCAACCCACAGUUCCUGCCUCGUGGGCCUUACCACCUCUUCGACGGUGAUGGCAUGCUUCACUCCAUUCGGAUCUCCCAAGGCAAAGCCACCCUCUGCAGCCGCUACGUCAAGACCUAUAAGUACACCAUCGAAAGCGAAGCUGGCUGUUCACUUCUUCCCAAUGUCUUCUCGGGCUUCAAUGGCCUUACUGCAUCGGCAGCGCGGGGUGCUCUCUCCGCUGCCCGAGUCUUCGCUGGUCAAUACAACCCUGCUAAUGGCAUCGGUCUUGCCAACACCAGCUUGGCUUUCUUCGGUAAUCGUCUCUACGCCCUCGGUGAGUCUGACCUUCCUUACUCGGUGCGAUUGACCUCCAACGGAGACAUCGAGACUCUGGGUCGCCAUGAUUUCGAUGGCCAGCUCUUCAUGAGCAUGACUGCACAUCCCAAAGUAGACCCUGAGACGGGCGAGGCGUUUGCCUUUCGAUACGGCCCAAUCCCUCCAUUUCUGACCUACUUCCAGUUCGACGCAAAAGGGACCAAACAGGCAGACGUGCCCAUUUUCUCCAUGGUCCGUCCCUCUUUCCUCCAUGACUUCGCAAUCACAAAGAAGUAUGCCAUAUUUGCGGACAUACAAAUAGGGAUGAACCCCAUGGAAAUGAUAGUGGGGGGAGGGUCUCCGGUGGGUUCGGACCCGUCCAAAGUGCCUAGACUCGGAGUCAUCCCUCGAUACGCUAAGGAUGAGUCGGAGAUGAGAUGGUUCGACGUGCCGGGGUUCAACAUCAUACACGCCAUUAAUGCGUGGGAUGAAGAAGACGGAAACGAAAUAGUGAUGGUGGCACCAAACAUAUUGUCAGUGGAGCACACGUUGGAGAGAAUGGAUCUCAUCCACGCGUUGGUGGAGAAAGUGAGGAUCGACCUUAGGACAGGGAUUGUAACAAGGCAUCCGAUUUCAGCAAGAAAUCUUGACUUUGCGGUGAUAAAUCAGGCAUACGUGGGGAAGAAGAACAAGUUUGUGUACGCGGCAGUGGGUGAUCCAAUGCCCAAGAUAUCGGGGGUGGUAAAGCUGGACGUAUCUAAAGGUGAGCGCGAGGAGUGCACGGUGGCGUGCAGAAUGUACGGGCCACGUUGCUAUGGGGGAGAGCCAUUCUUCGUGGCGAGGGAGCCGGGGAAUCCAGAGGCAGAGGAGGACGAUGGGUACGUCGUGUCGUAUGUCCAUGACGAGAAGGCAGGAGAGUCCAAGUUCUUGGUUAUGGAUGCCAAGUCUCCCAAUCUUGACAUUGUGGCGGCCGUGAAGCUGCCCCGCCGGGUGCCCUACGGCUUUCACGGAAUAUUUGUGAGGGAAAGCGACCUCAAAAACCUCUGAUCCCUACAAUAUUACUUCAUUAGCACAAGCAGCUUUACACGAGUGUGUAUUUCCACCACAGAUGGAUAUGUCGCUUCACAUAACAUAUAUACGAGAAAUUUCUCAAUUA